GCGCGGCCCGUUUCUCCUCGGCUCCUUUGGGCUGACGUGUCUGCCGUUCGCGGCGCCUAAACCAGUAGGGCCGUGAUGGCGGAUGCCUGGGAAGAGAUCAGGCGGUUGGCGGCUGACUUCCAGCGGGCGCAGUUCACCGAGGCCGCUCAGAGGUUGUCAGAGAGAAACUGCAUUGAGAUUGUGAAUAAAUUGAUCGCUCAAAAACAGCUAGAAGUAGUUCACACACUUGAUGGGAAGGAAUAUGUUACUCCAGCCCAAAUUAGUAAAGAAAUGAGAGAUGAGCUACAUAUCCGCGGUGGUCGAGUAAACAUUGUUGAUCUGCAACAGGUAAUUAAUGUGGAUCUGACUCAUAUUGAAAAUAGAAUUGGUGACAUUGUUAAAUCAGAAAAACAUGUUCAGCUAGUGUUGGGACAACUGAUAGAUGAAAACUAUUUGGAUCGGUUAGCAGAAGAGAUAAAUGAUAAAUUGCAAGAAAGUGGUCAAGUAACUAUAUCAGAACUGUGUAAAACCUAUGAUCUUCCUGGAAACUUUCUGACACAGGCACUCACUCAGCGACUAGGUAGAAUUAUUAAUGGACACAUUGAUCUUGAUAACAGAGGAGUAAUAUUCACUGAAGCUUUUGUAGCUCGACAUAAAGCACGCAUCCGUGGACUGUUCAGUGCUAUUACCCGGCCUACAGCAUUGAAUUCUUUGAUAUCAAAAUAUGGAUUUCAAGAGCAGCUUCUUUACUCUGUCCUUGAGGAACUUGUUAAUAGUGGACGCCUACGAGGCACUGUGGUUGGUGGAAGACAAGAUAAGGCGGUGUUUGUGCCUGACAUCUAUUCUAAAACACAAAGCACUUGGGUGGAUUCCUUCUUCAGGCAGAAUGGCUAUCUAGAAUUUGAUGCUUUGUCCAGACUUGGAAUCCCAGAUGCUGUGAGCUACGUAAAGAAAAGAUACAAGAAUGCACAACUCUUGUUUUUGAAAGCAGCUUGUGUUGGUCAAGGACUUGUGGAUCAGGUGGAAGCAUCAGUAGAGGAAGCCAUCAGCUCUGGAACAUGGGUUGAUAUUGCACCUUUGCUACCCAGUUCUUUAUCAGUUGAAGAUGCUGCAAUGUUGCUUCAACAAGUGAUGAGAGCAUUUAGCAAACAGCCUUCAGCUGUAGUCUUCAGUGACACAGUUGUAGUCAGUGAAAAAUUUAUAAAUGACUGUACAGAACUCUUCAGUGAACUGAUGCAUCAAAAAGCUGAAAAGGAACUGAAAAGUAAUCCUGUUCAUUUAGUAACUGAAGAAGAUCUGAAACAAGUCUCCAUUUUAGAAAACAUUAAUACAGGUAAAAAGGAUAAAAAAGAUGAACGAAGAAGAAAAGCAACAGAGGGCAGCGGAAGUGUAAGAGGAGGAGGUGGUGGCAAUGCCAGAGAGUACAAAAUUAAAAAAAUCAAGAAGAAAGGAAGAAAAGAUGAGGAUAGUGAUGAUGAGUCAUCUCACACUGGAAAGAAGAAGCCAGAGAUUACUUUUAUGUUCCAGGAUGAGAUUGAAGACUUUUUAAGAAAACGUGUACAAGAUGCCCCAGAGGAGUUUAUUUCUGAACUAGCUGAAUACUUAAUAAAACCUCUUAAUAAAAUUUACCUCGAGGUGGUACGUUCAGUAUUCAUGUCUUCAACAACUUCUGCCUCUGGAACUGGCAGAAAGCGCACAAUCAAGGACUUGCAAGAAGAGGUUUCAAAUCUAUACAAUAAUAUUCGAUUAUUUGAAAAAGGGAUCAAGUUCUUUACAGAUGAUACACAGACUGCUCUUACCAAACACUUGCUAAAGACAGUUUGUACUGAUGUCACUAAUCUCAUUUUCAACUUCUUAGCUUCGGAUUUAAUGAUGGCAGUCGAUGAUCCUGCAGCCAUUACAAGUGAAGUAAGAAAAAAAAUUUUAAGUAAAUUAUCAGAAGAAACUAAAGUAGCUCUCACAAAACUCCAUAGCUCCUUGAAUGAAAAGAGCAUAGAAGACUUUCUUUCUUGUCUGGAUUCUGCAGCAGAAACAUGUGAUAUUAUGGUGAAAAAGGGAGACAAAAAAAGGGAAAGGCAGAUCCUGUUCCAGCAUCGACAAGCACUGGCUGAGCAGCUGAAAGUCACAGAAGACCCUGCUCUUAUUCUGCACCUCACCUCAGUCCUGUUGUUCCAGUUCUCUACCCACAGCAUGCUCCACGCCCCUGGAAGAUGCGUCCCACAGAUCAUUGCUUUUCUUAAUAGUAAAAUUCCAGAGGAUCAGCACACUCUUUUGGUAAAGUAUCAAGGACUGGUUGUAAAGCAUUUGGUUAACCAAAAUAAGAAGACUGGGCAGGGAGGUGAUCCCCUGAGUGAUGAAUUAGACAAAGAACAAGAAGAUACCACCACUACUACUCGUAAAGAGCUUCAGGAACUUUCUUUAUCCAUUAAAGACCUUGUUCUCAAGUCCAGAAAAUCAUCUGUGACAGAAGAGUAAUGAUCUUAAUUUCCUUUUGCCGUAUACUAAGCAUCUUUCCUCAAAAUUAAUGAGUAGUUAUAAAAAAAUAAUUACUUCAAAAUCCCCAGUCCCCCAAUAGGCCCCUGCCACAUAUACAAUUUAGUUAAAACACUAUUGUUAUCUUUAAUGUAAAUCUUAUAAAAAUGUGAAUUUUUGUAAAUUGAGUUCUCCAUGGAAGAUUUAUUUUUUUCCCCCAUGGAAGAUUUCUUCUAGACAGUCUAAAUACUAUACAUUUCAGGUUUAUUUUCUUUCCAUGUACUAACUGAUGAAUAAAUUUUCUGCUAUCUCUCAUUUCUAGGAAAGGGCUCAUUUAUUGUGUUACUAUAUUUCAACUUAAAUAAUAGUCAGAAACUUAAAAUGUAGUCAUGUUUUUUAAAAAAGAAAAAUAUCCCUUUGGUAUCAGAAUGAAAUUGUGUAUUUUAAAAUUAAUAGAGAAUGCUUCAAACCUAACAUAAAGAAAUUUGCAAAAUAUUUUUUUAUUGCUAAGCCCUUGCUCUUGUUUCUGGCAGAGAGAGGGCCUCGCAUCUUCCCCUAAGGAGUGCACUUAGGCUGCUGGAGUCCGUAGGGGGCGCUUUUACAGGUGAGACGAAUACCUGAGGGGCCCGUGCAUUGCUGCGCUCUAUUCUAACACAAGAUGCUGACAUGAGUAAGAGAAAAAAUAAAAUUUACUGUUUAUCAGUGUGUCACAUUUUACCAGUGUAAUAACUAAAAAUUUUAGGCAAAUAUUUUUCUUUAACCCAGUUGGCAUUUCUUAAAUGUCAUUUAUUUAACCAGUCACUCUAGCACCUAAUAUUGUACUUUGUCGUGAGGGGGUUUGUAAGUGCUUUUAAAUCACUGCAACCUUUCUUUUUCCCCAAAAUUCAAAACCCUUAAUUAAAAAAAUAGGUAUUCUUUUUUCCUAAAAAUUAGUAGUUAAAACUAAUUAAAUUAAUUAAACUAAUUAAAACUUAAAUAGUUCCUUUAAGUAAUUGUUUCAACCCAUUGAGUUUUAAACAACAAUUUAUUAUAUAUCAAAAGGAAUUUAUUUUGAAUAUAAUAGUAAAUUAAAUCUCAAGUAUUAAAAAAUACUAUUUUAUAUAAUUCCUUCUGUGGUAUUUAAAACUCUUUGUUUUAAAAUGUUUGAAUAUAAAAAUCAAUCUGCCUACCUCUAAUUCUAGACAGAGUAUUAAUACUGAAUAAAGGGAAUUAUAUAAUUGCAGACUAAUUAUUAUUAAAGUUGAUAGGAAUAUAACAUAAUUUCAAAAUGUUUUUUCAUUGGCAAUUUUUUAUUAAUGUAUUUUCAUAUGCACAAAGGAAGAAAAAUGACAUCAAUUCAAACUCCAGUUAGUUUUAUGUGCUCAUUCAGCUCUCUUGGAAUGUUACCUCAUAACUGAACAGUCAUGGGUUUGAUUCCCAGUCAGGGCACAUACCUAGGAUAUGGAUUUGACCCCUGUCCAGGGGCGUACACGAGGCAACCAAUUGAUGUUUCCAUCUCUCUUCCUCUCUCCCUUCCUCUCUCUAUUAAAAAAAUGGAAAAGUGUCCUCAUAAGGAUUAAAGAAAAAAAGAAUUUUAUUGUUAAUUUGGAAGAUACCAAAGUAAUCUUCGUUCUUGUCAAAGUAGAUGGUAGUUUGUGAAAAUAAAAAUAAAAGAUAAGCAAAUAAAAACAAAAUCAUUCUUAUGCAUUAAAUAUUUUUUAUUUAUCAAAAUAGUUCUUAUUUUCCAUAGUAAAUAACAAUUUUUAUUGUUU
Pteronotus mesoamericanus is the source of this 4202-nucleotide messenger RNA. It is a transcript of the gene UFL1, whose product is annotated as UFM1 specific ligase 1. Gene Ontology annotation, biological process: response to endoplasmic reticulum stress; protein K69-linked ufmylation; regulation of proteasomal ubiquitin-dependent protein catabolic process. Gene Ontology annotation, cellular component: endoplasmic reticulum membrane. Gene Ontology annotation, molecular function: UFM1 ligase activity. The transcript is spliced from 19 exons. The record is from RefSeq and is a predicted model, not a curated record. The coding region runs from base 76 to 2454 and encodes 792 amino acids. NCBI's taxonomy places the organism in Eukaryota, Metazoa, Chordata, Mammalia, Chiroptera, Mormoopidae.